AUGAAGACCAGCAUCCUGCUUGUGUUCCUCUGGGGGUUAUCCUGCGCUCUUCCAGUAACCAGGUACCAAAAUACUGAAUCCAAGAGCUCUGAAGAAUGGAAGGGUCGGUUGGCUAAGACACCAACACUGCCCUCGGAAAAUGAAGACCCUAGUGAAAGCAGCGAAUCAGAGGAGGGCCGGGGCCAUGAUGAUCGUCAAUAUAUUUAUAGACCAGCUGAUGGUCUCUCUAGGAGAGGAGGAAAAGGAGGAGAUGAUAAAGAUGAUGAUGAAGAUGACAGUGGAGAUGAUACCUUUGGUGAUGAGGAUAAUGGCCUAGGCCCUGAAGAGGGACAUGAAGGAGGAAACGUCAGACUCCAAAGUGAUGAAGACUCUGCUGACACCACACAAUCCAGAGAAGAUAGCACCCCACAAGGGGAAGACAGUGACCAAGAUACCACUAUUGAGAGCAGGGAGGUCGACAAUGAGGGCGAGGUGAACAGCAGGCCUGAGGCAGGUGACUUCACCCAUGAGAGCGAGAGUGAGGAGCGCUGGGUAGGAGGUGGCAGUGAAGGGGAUAGUAGCCAUGGGGAUGGCUUCGAGUUUGAUGACGAGGAAAUGCAGAGUGAUGAUCCAGACAGCGUUAGAAGUGACAGAAACAACUCUAGGAUGAGCAGUGCCAGUAUCAAAUCAGAAGAAUCCAAAGGGAAGAGUGAUGAACAAGCAAGUACUCAAGAUUCAGACGGCAGCCAAUCAGCUGAGAAUCCCAGAAGGAAGUUUUUCAGGAAGUCCCGCCUUUCUGACGAAGAUGACAGGAGUGAGCUUGUGGAUAGCAACACGAUGGAAGAAUUCAAGAGUGACUCCUCAGAAAACAGCAGUUCCAAAGAAAUAGGCCUUAGCCAAUCCAGAGAAAACAAGAGUGACUCUCGAGAAGACAGCAAGGAGAAUCAAUCUCAGGAAGACAACCAAAAUGUACAAGACCUUAGCAGUGAAUCUAGUCAAGAGGCUGACCUCCCACCUCAAGAAAACAGUAGUGAAUCUCAGGAAGAGGUAGUGAGUGAGUCCAGGGGUGAUAACCCAGAUCAAAACACCACCAACCAUUCAGAAGAAGACCAGGAGGACAGUGACUCCAGUGAAGAAGACAAUGUGAGUAAGCCCUCUAAUUCGGAAAGUGAAUCCAGAGAGGAGCAAGCUGACAGUGACUCCAAUGAGAGCCUCAAAUCCUCAGAGGAAAGCCCAGAGUCCGUUGAGGAUGAGAACAGUUCUAGCCAGGAGAGUCUUCAGUCUCAGAGUGCCUCCACAGAGAGCCAGAGUGAGGAAAGCCAGUCUGAGCAGGACAGCCAGUCUGUGGAAGAUGAUGACAGUGAUUCUCAGGACAGCAGCAGAUCAAAAGAAGACAGCAACUCUACUGAGAGCAAAUCGAGCAGCGAAGAAGAUGGCCAGUCCAAAAACACUGAGAUAGAAAGCAGAAAAUUAACAGUUGAUAUUUAUCACAACAAACCCAUUGGGGAUCAAGAUGACAAUGACUGCCAAGAUGGCUAUUAGCAUCAGCUUUCCUUAGAAAUGGCUCACACAUAAAGAAAUCUUGGGGAUGAGAGAGUAGGGAAAUCAUUACAACUAUAAUUUAUUGAUCUUUUCAUCAAAAAGACAACCAGAGGCCAUUUCUUUUGGAAAGGAAUUGCUGACAUUACUCUUGUUGCCAGGGUGUCAUCAUUCUAGAGGUUCACAGAACGUGGGAUGACAUCAGGACAUACUCAAUGAGCCUGGAAGCAAAGAAAGAUGCACGUUAUAGCUUCACAGCUGAAAUAGUUCCUAAUUCAUUAGCCCAACAAACAGUUAUUGAGAUUCUAUUAUGUACCAGGCACUGUGCUAGGUGCUGGGGAUAUAAAGAAGCUUAAGACUUGUUUCUUGCUCCUGAGGAGCUUAUGAUCUAAAGAGGAUAAAUAUGAGGGAAAUAAAAAUUAUUACAAUCCAAUGUGAUGAUGCUAUAACAGAAUUGUGAACAAAGUACCAAGGAAGCAUAGAAGAGGGUGACCAACUUUGCCUUGGAGGAUCAGGGAAGACUUCACUGGGAAAGACAAUGGAGUUGGAGGGUUGGAUCACAUUUGUCUAUUGAAGAAGGGAGAUAUUAUUUAUUCUUAGGAUAAGCAAUAGUAAAACCUAUUGACUAAAAAUUUAGUUUCUGAAAACACUGUUGAAUUUUGGCGUAGUGAAGUGGUUUGGACAAACAGUUUUUUUUCCCCCAACUAUUUUAUCCUGUUUGAUGUUUUUUGUGGAAUUCCCAUGAACAUCACAUCAUUGACUACUAGUUGGAUAGGGGAGGGUGGUAGAAAGAAAUAAAUUUUUAAAUAGAUAAUUUUUAGCUUUAUUUGUCCUGAAAUCAGCUCAUGUGCAAUGUUAGAAAAACUGUUCUCUGAAUCGAUUACAUAUGUUGCACAUGGCAAAAUUGUGUAGCUAGAUUUAAAUUGGUUUUCGCCAAAUACCCUUCGAAAUGUUACCUCAACAUAAAAUAUUUGUUUUGUAAUAAAGAUCAUAAUAUUCAGUAGAAAUGUGUGCUUAUUUUUUAUAAUAGUGUUGGUUAUUUGGAUAUGUCUAUGUUAAGCAAUUCUUUCUUUACCACAUUAUGAAAUACUUUAUUAAUUUUCCCCCAUUAAAAUGAAAGAUUUUUUUAAGUUAUUUUGUGAAAAACUUAUUACUAAUAUUAGUCAAAUUACUUUGUGUUGCUUAUGAUAGUUCCUGAAAUAAAUCUGUUAAAGACGAGAAAAAAAAUAAAUUCUCAACUUUUGUAUGAGGCCACAUGAAAUGUUCAUAAUAGUUGAGUUUAACAUUAGUUCUUGCUGGUCUCUCAGAUGGUCAUUUGUGUAAAAUAUUCUUACA
Messenger RNA from Loxodonta africana (African savanna elephant), 2853 nucleotides. It is a transcript of the gene DMP1, whose product is annotated as dentin matrix acidic phosphoprotein 1. The transcript is spliced from 4 exons. Gene Ontology annotation, biological process: ossification; extracellular matrix organization. Gene Ontology annotation, molecular function: extracellular matrix binding. Bases 1 to 1521 code for a protein of 506 amino acids. The record is from RefSeq and is a predicted model, not a curated record. NCBI's taxonomy places the organism in Eukaryota, Metazoa, Chordata, Mammalia, Proboscidea, Elephantidae. Gene Ontology annotation, cellular component: extracellular matrix.